AUCAAGGUAUUUCUUCAGGGUAUUGUAUGAUGCUUCUAUUAGCUGAAACUAUUUUGAUAUCAAUAUGUGCUUGUCCAAGCAAAUUUCUUUGUUUCGCGCCGAUCUGCGGUUUCACAUAUACCAUAUCUCUUUUGGUCUCUUUCAUACAUAUACUAAAGUAGUUUGGAAAUAACAAUGUAAACGCUAUGAAUUCUGGUUGUUUUUGUUAUGUGCUGCAAGUACCAUGUCGUGUAACAGGCUUUUUUGCAUUCGAACACAUUGUUUUAAUAAUUUAAUAAAUCCAGAAAGAACUCAAAAUUUCGUCUGUAAAUAGGUAAUAUUAAAGAUGGAAGGUCGUGGCCGUGGUAGAGCUCGCGGCAGAGCCCGUGGUGGGCAACAAGGGGGACCUGGUGCCCCUCAGGCGCCACGCCCAGGCCCCCAACAGAGUCAACCGCCCCAGCAGCAGGCCCCUGGCCCACAACAGCCUUGGAGCAGACCUCCAAUGCCUCAGCAGGGACUUUCACAGCAGCAGCAGUGGGUUAGGCCUCCAAUGCAGGCUCCUCCCACCUCAUCAGCUGGAAGAGGAAGUCGUUUGGGCGGUGGGGAUGCAUCAGAUGUUGUCCCACCACAGAUGACAGCAGGAGCUGUUAGUGGACAAGCAGAAGGUGCUGACCCUCAGGCAAGAGGGAAUCGAGGUGGAGUUAGAGGAAGAGGAGGUGCUUUCAGAUCAGAGAUUAUUAGGACCAAACCUUCAAAUAUGCAGAGCAAGCAAGGUACCUCUGGAAGCUCCAUUCAGCUAACAGCAAACUAUUUUGCAUUGCUUCAAGCUGGAAAGUGGGGCCUCAACCAGUAUCAGGUGGACUUUAAUCCACCUGUAGACCUAACCAGGGAUCGCAAGAAGCUUUUGCGUGAUGCCUUACAAGAUGUAGGGAUCAAUGGGUACUUGUUUGAUGGUACAAACAUGUACACCCCCCAGAGGUUGCAUCCAGAUCCUCUGGAUAAGUUUGUUGAACACAAUGAAGAAAAAAUUAGAGUGACAGUUCGACUCGUCGGCGAUGUAGCAUGGGGAGAUCGUCACUAUAUUCAGCUGUUCAACAUAAUUAUAAGAAAAUGCCUGACAUUCAUGAAAUUCCAGCUGGUCGGAAGAGACUACUAUGAUCCAAACAACAAGAUUCCCGUCCACGAGCACAAACUGGAACUUUGGCCAGGUUUCUUCACUUCAAUCAGACAACACGAAAACAACAUUCUCAUGGCCUGUGACGUGACAUUCAAAGUCAUGAGACAGGACAAUUGCUAUGAUCUUCUAUUGGGAUGUCAAUCUUCUAACCCGCAGAGGGAAUUUCAAUCGCAGAUUAUUGGGAGCAUUGUUAUGGCCUCUUACAGCAACAAGACGUAUCGCGUUGAUGACGUCGACUUCAAGACGACUCCACAGCAUUCAUUUAAAAUGAAGGAUGGGUCAGAGUGUACCUACAUGGAUUAUUAUGCGAAACGUUAUAGUAUUCGCAUUCAGGUUAAAAAUCAACCAUUGUUAGUGUCUCGAAGCAAGCCACGCGAGAUCAGAGCUGGUAUGUCUGAAACCAUUUACCUAGUUCCUGAACUUUGCCAAUUGACUGGGCUGACGGAUCGUCAGCGUGAAAACUUCCAUCUCAUGAAAGCUCUGGCAGACCACACUAGAAUUGGACCUCCUCAGCGGAUCCAGAAAUUGAAGGAAUUCAGUGAUAGGUUGAAUAGGAGUCCUGAGGCUAUCCAAGAGCUCAAGAGGUGGGAUCUUAAAUUUUCCCAGGAUUUGGUGAAGUUUCAGGGCAGAGUUCUGCCUCCUGAAGCCAUUAUAGGCGGCGGAGACCGGAAGUAUACGGGUGGUCCCCAAGCUGAUUGGACUAAAGAUUUAAGAAGUAUGCUAAUGUUCGAAGCAGCAUCAUUGAGCAAAUUAGCUGUAAUCUGCCCUGGAAAGUUCAGACAACCCUGCAACGACUUCAUCCAGUGUUUACAGCGUGCGGCAAGGGGUAUGCAAUGGGAUGUCGGACAGCCUAGAAUAUUUGACAUUGGUGACGACCGCGCACAAACGUAUUUGGAAAUGAUCGAACAGAUUAUCGCUAAGGCUAACCCUACGAUGAUAAUGUGCAUUGUGCCAAAUAACUCUGCAGAUAGGUAUUCUGCUAUCAAGAAGAAGUGCUGCGUCGACCGUGGUAUACCAUCUCAAGUCAUUUUGGCUAGGAAUUUGACCUCCAAAGGAGUGAUGUCUAUUGCAACGAAAGUUGUUGUCCAGCUUAAUUGUAAAGUUGGGGGUUCCCCGUGGACAGUGGGAAUCCCUCUUUCUAACAUCAUGAUCGUUGGCUACGACGUUUGCCGCGAUACUGUAAAUAAGAAGAAAAGCUUCGCUGGGAUGGUUGCUUCGUUGAAUAAACAAAUAACGAGGUAUUUCAAUUUUACCUCGGAGCAUGAGCACGAGGAGGAAUUGUCGGACAACUUUGCUAGCUUUUUGGUGAUCGCUUGUCACAAAUUCAAAGAGAUUAAUGGCAGGCAUCCUGAAAGGAUACUGAUAUAUAGAGAUGGUGUUGGUGAGGGUCAGCUGCCUUAUGUAUUUGAACAUGAGGUUACCACUAUCAAAAACAGGCUAGUAAGCGAAAUUUAUAAAAAGGCAGAGGAUUUGAGGAUGGCGUUCGUGGUUGUAUCAAAGAGGAUAAAUACCAGAAUCUUUGGUGAUAGGGGUAAUCCUCCACCUGGUACGGUGGUGGAUGAUAUUGUUACCAUGCCAGAAAACUUUAUUUUCACAUGCGGGAACAGUGCAAAGUCGCAGGGAGCAAGAUCUGGACUGUAAGGAGAGUGCUCAAUAAGUUUCAGUCCAGUAGUGGUCAAAUACCCGGUGCAAGCUCUGGCGCGGUGAGUUGGAGCGUUGUCAUGGUGAAGGUACCAAGUGUCCAUUCUUGACUGUGGCCGCAGGUUUUUCAUAGACUCUAUGGCUUUAGGCAGGCACUGUCUUCUACUAGUUAGCUGUGACUGGCUUCUGUGUGUGCAAAACGUCACGCUCCACAAUUCCGCUCGAUUUGAAUAAUACAGCCAUUUUUUUCUUAAGAGAUCGGGAUUUUCUGACCGCUACGGGUGCGUUUUCAUCAUCAAAGACCCAAACUUAGUUUUGAGCCUUGGUCGGCACAUCGUAAUAAUAGAGCAGUCUCGUCACCUGUCACGAUGCUGUUUUCAUACCAAGAUUGCCCACUAUCAAACAUUUUUAGUAUCUGUUGGCACCAAGUCGUACGACGAGUCUCCUGCUCUUCCGACGCUAUGCGGUACCCAGAGAGAACAAAUUUUCCUUAAGUGUAAAUGGUCAUGCAGAAUUGAAUUAAUUGUUUGUUCAUGAAGGUGUAAGGUCUCCUCUAUUUGUUGGUAUGUCACUCUCCGAUCUUCAUCAAGCAUUUUCCUCAUAGCAGUAAUGUUUUCCUCUGUUACUGACGUUCGCGAUCUUCCUUCCCUCUCAUCGUCCUCAAGACUGAAAUUACCCCUUUGGAAUUACAUGUACCACCUGCAUACCGAGUCGUACGAUGAGAACAGUCAUUCUUUAAUGCAAGCGUCAUUUCUUCUAGGCACUGGUCUAUGCUUAAACCACGCGUAAAGUUAUACCGUAAGGCUGCCCUUAUAUCACUACGUGACAACGAUGCACUUAACACUGUCAAUACGAAUAAACAACUAAAUCAGCAGCCUCCUGCGUCCGUUUGUUAAGUUUUUUGUACAUGUUUGUAACUGACGUCUCGGAAGGUCUUACUUGUUCUGAACAUGAUCCUUUAUGAACUGGCGACCGUGUUGCGUGGGGAGUGCAGAGUCAACCUACUUGAUGACAUUUUUUCUUUUAUUACAGAUACGACUUCUUCUUGGUGAGCCAGUGCGUGCGACAAGGAACAGUAAGUCCGACGAGCUACAAUGUACUAUCUGACACAUUGGGUUUGCCUCCAGACCGUAUGCAGAUCAUUGCAUACAAGCUGUGCCAUAUGUACUACAACUGGAGCGGUACUGUCAGAGUACCAGCUCCCUGUCAGUACGCCCACAAAUUGGCAUUCCUAACUGCUCAAAGUCUUCACAGACCUGCGAAUAGGUCUUUGGAGACUGUUUUAUAUUACCUCUAAAGAGAAGCAGUGCAGGGUAUGUACGAUUCCGUAAAGUUUGUACUGCUGAGAAACGAUAUUGAUAAGUUGAAGAAUGAAGGCUUUCACGACUAAUGUAAUUUAGGUUUUUCGGGCUGUUGAGCCGUGGUCGUGUUGGAUUUGGUCCAGAGCUUUCGGCUACAUCUGCGGUCGCCAUCUUCAGUAUCGCUGUUGGCUCAACAGCCCGAAAAACCUAAAUUACAAUAUUGAUAAGGUUGGUGCAAAAAUUAUAUAUUUUUAUAUGUAUGUUCUUAAAUUCCGAUUGCUUUAAGAACUUUUCCAAUAAUUUGUGUGGACUAUCAAACUCAUGAGAACCAUUUUAGCUUUUGGAACUGUUUUACCAACCUCCCAAGUGGAGAUGACUUGAGUAGAUUUGAUUUUUAGAUCUUUACGGAAUUCUGCCCUCAAACGUGUGCUACCUCGAUCGAGUUUAUAAUUUGUUUUUUAUAUGAGAAGACACCUUUUAGUUUGUAGUUCGGAUUCACCAUGUUUUUAUUUUGUAGUUUUGACCUCAAGAUAUAAAGACUAUCCUUAAGAAUCAUCGUUUUAAGUUUUUUUGUUCUUAGUGUUAAGGUAUAUUAUGUCAAUGCAAGUAUGUUACUUCAAACGAAUUGAAGUAUAUUUUGAAUCUUUACAAUUCAGUGAUGGCAUAUAUAUCUCCUGCUCCACAUUAACUGUUAAAUGCAUGUUUUAUAUUUGUAUUCCAAAUCACCAAGCUUUUGAUCAUUAAAAAAAUGCAAAUGAUAGAAGUGUAUUUCAGAUUUGCUACCAGCAUAGCAUAUGAAUGUUUCCAGUUAUGUUUUUGGAGGUUGUAGUUUCGAAUUUGAAUCUACUUAUUAAUCUAAGGAAAUAUAUUUCUUAAUAAAAAGACAACUGAAUCUGGCGUUGAUGUUGGAUGUUACAAGUUUUGUAAUUUCAAAAGAUUUUAUGAUAUUUUUUUAAUAAAGUUGUUUUG
Messenger RNA from Acanthoscelides obtectus, 5067 nucleotides. The record is from the annotation of a GenBank genome assembly. Lineage: Eukaryota; Metazoa; Arthropoda; Insecta; Coleoptera; Chrysomelidae.